CGAGUAGCUUGUGUUUAGUUGUUCGAAUUUUACAAUAACAAUGGAGUGUAUAGUAGCGAACGUGGAACACAUGCGAUUUGACAUUGAGGAAGCUCUCGAUGAGCAAUAUGGAGCUCUUCCAUUACCUUUUACCGGCAUGGACAAAUCAAUUGCUGCAGUAUGUCAGUUUUACCCGAGAGGCACUUGUAAUAAAGGAGCUUCGUGUCCAUUCAGACAUGUUCGUGGCGAUCGUACGAUAGUAUGUAAACAUUGGUUAAGAGGUCUUUGCAAAAAGGGUGAUCAAUGUGAAUUUCUACACGAGUAUGACAUGACAAAAAUGCCAGAAUGUUAUUUUUAUUCCAGAUUCAAUGCAUGUCACAAUAAGGAAUGUCCAUUCUUACACAUCGAUCCUGAGACUAAAGUGAGAGAUUGCCCAUGGUAUGAUCGGUUCUGCAGGCAUGGUCCAUUGUGUCGACAUCGACAUGUCAGACGCGUUUUGUGUAUGGCUUACUUGGCUGGUUUUUGUCCAGAGGGGUCAAAUUGCAAAUUCAUGCAUCCAAGAUUUGAAUUGCCAGCGGUACAAGAUAUGCAACCGAAGGAAGGCAAGAAGGUGAUGAUCACGUGUCACUUUUGUGGUGAAGGAGGUCAUAAAGCGAUCUACUGCAACAAAAUGCCUCCCGAUGUAAGAGAGGCUCAAGUUCGGCAAGAGCUCGACAACUCUCACACAUCGCAUCAUCACAUGAACAAUGGACCACCGCCGCCGCGAGGGCCGCAAAAGCCACUUGAAGAAGUAACGUGUUACAAGUGUGGACAAAAAGGUCAUUACGCUAAUAAAUGUCCAAAAGGUCAUUUAGCAUUUUUGAGUCAUGCAGGUAGCGGAGGUGGCGCACAAAAUCAGAAUUAUCGGAGAUGAUUUUCUUUGUUUUAUUUAUGUAACAUUGAUAUUGUGAUGCUACUUUAUCUCAUUAUUAUCUAUAAAAUUCCUAUAUCAUACAAUAAAAUAAUUUAUCAUGUCUAAUAUGCGUGUCAACUGCCGCUCUUAUGUCUCAACGAUAACUAAAAGCAUUUCUAUGCUUUUUGAAUAACAUAUAUAACAUCAACAUUUAAAAAGUAAUAUAAAAAAUGAGAAAGCCGUUUGCAUUCAAGCGGGUUCUUCGAUAUUAAGUUUCUUUUUGUUAAUAAACUGUAACAAAUUUGAAGUACUUAUUUCUAAAAAUGAUAUAUAUGCUUAAAUAAGUAAGUAGCUAGACUUGCAGUAACGCAAAUUCCAUUCGUACAUAAAUGCAUUGUAGUUACUGCUAUAUCAGCAUCUGAUACAGAAUAUGUUAUAAAAAGAUAUAUAUUUAUAUAAUUAAUGGAUUAAUUGGAUAAAACCUGUUGGGAAGACAUACAUAUUACCUGGUUAUGAUUAAACAUUUCAAUC
Molecule: messenger RNA, 1402 nt
Organism: Monomorium pharaonis (pharaoh ant)
Lineage: Eukaryota; Metazoa; Arthropoda; Insecta; Hymenoptera; Formicidae
Product: cleavage and polyadenylation specificity factor subunit 4
Molecular function (GO): zinc ion binding; RNA binding
Source: RefSeq, a predicted model, not a curated record